This is a messenger RNA of Entamoeba invadens IP1, 1992 nucleotides long. RefSeq lists its product as hypothetical. The record is from RefSeq and is a predicted model, not a curated record. Gene Ontology annotation, molecular function: protein binding. The transcript has a single exon. The coding region runs from base 1 to 1992 and encodes 663 amino acids. Lineage: Eukaryota; Evosea; Mastigamoebida; Endamoebidae.
AUGGACAACAAACUGGACAAGAUCAAUUACAUCAAGCAAUUCAAACAAAUCAACGAACAAUACACGCCGCGUCGCAGUGAUUCUUUUGAGUCUGAAAAAGACCAAAUAGCGAUUCACCCCCAUGCCAUUCAAAGACAACCCCCUCGCACUUUUCGACAGAGAAGAGAACAAGUCCCCCAUCUGAAGUCCCCGCCUUCGGAUAAAACACAGCCCUUCGACUUCUUACAACGACAAACUUUUGAGAAUGACCAACUCGAACUGCUUGAAAGAGGAGAGAAGAGCUACUUGUAUGACCCAUUAAGUCGACUUCAGGGCGUUGAUGCCAUCCAAGCGAAUUCAUUUACGUCUCAAAAAAAUAGCGACACGGUGACUGAAGACAUCCCUCAGAGAAGUGCUUUAGAAGGCCACGUCGACAACUUUAAGUACAUCGGAGACGGCAAGAUCUUUUCCGUCGAAGGCGUCUAUAACAGACGCUUUGAUGUCCCCCACAAGCCUGAAGACGCUAUUUUGGCUCUCUUUACUGAGUGUCGGAUAGUGAAAAGUGUAGGAAAUACAGUAGUCUUCACCGUCAAAUUAUUUGAAGACCCUAUUACUAGCACGAUGACUCUCACGCCAGGUCUCGCCGUCAUCCAGAUGACUUCAAACACGAUUUGUAAUGCUACGGUGAUCCUCACAAAACACUCGAUGAGGUAUAAUGUGACAUUUCUCUCGAACUCGACACAAAUGACUAUUAACAUCGCGCAGUUCAUAUGUAAUUUGAAGGAACACCAUCGGAGCGAAUCGUCGACACCAACGCCACGAGCGAAUCCGACGACGAUGUUACUUGGGUUUAAUUCCCUUGUGUUCCGGAAGAUCUUGGAUCUGCUAGAUGUCGAAUCGAAGAAGGCGUUGGCGAUAUCGUGCAGGAGAAUACACACGAUAGUAAGUUCAAUAGCAAACGCGCCGUAUUCAGCGUUUUUGCCAUGUGCGCCGAGUGAAGAGAAUGUCUCUGAGAGACUCAGAGACUCUGAUAAGACGGAGAGAACGGAGCAGACUGAAGUUGUACAAACAUUGGAGAAGAACUAUGAGCGGAUGAAUACUGAACGAGUGAGUUCGUCUCCAAAGGUAUUGACGAAAAGUGCGACGAAGGCCCUUUCGGAGAUCAAACCGACGCGAAUUGAUGGACACACCAAUUUUGUGCGUUCACUUGACAUUUCUAAUGACUUGAAAUACUUUGUGAGCGGCGCAUCCGACCGGAAGGUCCGCUUGUGGGACUUGAAAAGUCCGGAGACGAAGACAUCGAAGGUCUUUAGUGGACCAAACAGUUCAGUGGUGUCUUCGACGUUUAUAGAGAAUACAUUAGCUAUUGCGUAUAAGUGUGGGACAGUCAAGUAUAUACCUAUUAUGGAAUCAGAUCGAGUCUUGACGUUCGAUGUUGUUGGAGGGAAAAUCGAAGGGUUUCUUCCACUGACUAAGACUGCGUUUGUGUCGUGGGGGGAGAAGGUCCAACUUAUUAACUACCACCACUUACAUCAGGCAGUGUUAUUCACUUAUGCGGAACAUUUAAGGAAAAUUAAUGGGGUUAAACCUUUUGGGCCCCGAUUUGUGUCAAUCUCUGCGGAUCGAAGUAUCCAAAUUUGGGAUCCCAACGCAGUCACCCCAACGAUCGAAAAGAUUCGAAACGUGAAGACUUUUAAUGCACUUGAAAUCAUCGACGAAAACACUUUUGCGAGUGGAGGAGAGUCUAUUGUGCAACUCUGGGACCAACGCAAACUCAGCGAGCCGAUGGAGACUCUAGUCUUUGAUGCAAAGGUCUCAUGUCUCAAUUACUAUGAAAAGAAGUUGUAUGUGGGAACGGAUCGAACUGUUUGUGUGAGGAGCGGAACUAAAUUUGGAGAAGAAGAGUGCUUGAUUGUCGAUGACAAGAAUGGGGUGUCUUGUGUGAAGAUAUGCAACGAGUGUAUUAUUGCUGGGUAUAGAGAUGGUGGCAUCAAUUUGUGGAACACUUUGUAA